AUGCAGAGUGUUCGCACCCGAGGCGAGCACACCAAACUGAUCAUCCGUGACCUCAGCUCCAAACACGGUGUCUUCGUGGAUAAUGAGCGGAUCGAGCCAGCCAAAGAUACCGAAGUCGUUAUCGAUGCCGCCAAUACAUGGACAGUUAAAGAAAAGAGGCACGUAGCAGGACGCGGCUACGGUGGAUUCGUAGAUGUGAUCGUUGGUGAAAAGACCUCAUUCCGACUAGAAAGAGUUGACUGGAGCCUUUGUUCUCAAGGACUGAGCGCCCAGGCCAAGGUGGGCAUCGUCACAACCGCGGUUGAGAUUGACUGCAAGAUGGAGGAGGCUUGGACUUCUGGCAUAUCAACGCAUCUAAUUGUUGGAAGAACCAAGCGCAGCGAAAAAAUGUUUCUUGCUCUUGCAGAAGGAGGACAUCUAGUGGGCGUUGACUGGCUCAAAGCAGCGGAAACUUCUUUUAGGGAAUCAUGGAGUUCGAAAGGCCAGAAGGACGCUCGUACGCUUGAAGUCGAUCACCCCGCGCCAGUUCCCGCUAUCCUGCAAUGCCUUGAUAUUCAAUGGACGCCAAACGCCACUCGAAAAGCACUACUCAAGGACUACCGCUUUAUCUCGAUCGCAGCUUCGAAAUACUCAGGGCUGAGCCACGUAAUACAAUGCGCUGGAGGAAGCUGGGCUACAGCAGAUGCAGCAAAUGCGCUACAUCUGAUACGCGAAUGCAUCUUUGCCACUAUCAUACCCGUAUUCUUGCGUCCACCAGGCGAAGGAGAUGUCGCCAAAGCGUACCCAAAACUGGACACCACUUUGACAAGGAUGAAGUAUCGAUGGGUACACGAGGAUGAGAUCGGGAUGGCAAUCAUGUACGCGUCGACGGAUAUGUACUGCAAUCCAAAAUAUCUGGAGCCACUGCCAGCUAUGGAGACCGCGGGAUCUUUUCAAAACAGCUUAAUUAGUCCUUCACUUACGGAACCGUUACAUAUCACCGAUGUUGCUGCACUACCAUCAUCUUCUGUUGCGGUCCCCCUUUCCGCAGCUGUCACAGCUCUGAGCAGAAGUGGAUCAUCCACUGGAGAUACCAAGGAUGAUCCGCAGAUUGUUGACGACGACGACGACGAACCGCCUAUAGCCUCAUUCAGUUUGUCACAAAUGAUUCCCGCAUCCACGAAACCGAAUCACACAGGCACCAGCACUCUGGGUGUUGGAUCGGAGACGUUGUCCGCGCCUCAGCCUUCAAACCCCAAAGCGACUGAGAAACCAGCCAAAAAGAAGACAAAGAUGGAUCGCAUGGCGUUGUUCUUCGACGGACUAGAAGACGAAGAUGAUGCUAUGAUUUUGAACGCUGUCGAACCGAAAAGUGACAAGCCAAUACUAUUACCAACCGCAAAUGACACGCCUAGUCUGCCGAUUCCUGUUGCUGCGGCUUGGCCGGAGAAGCAGGGACAAUCAGGCAAUCAAUUGGGCAUAAACGUCCACGAUGGAACAGGACGGCCUAUCGCUAUUGGGGACGAUGCCGUUCAAAAUGCCUUGGAGCCACGAGAAGCUGAGAUGGAGGGCGAUUUGAAGAAACCCAGCCCUGAUGAACCAAGACGCGUCGGCCUUAUAAAGGAGAAUGAAGACACGAAAUUAGAGUUGAUUUUUCAGUCCUCCUCCCCAUCAACUAGCGCCAAGGGGUCGAGAAAAAAGCCUAGUUCAUUUGAUGCGGUUCGGGAGGACAUGGUUGCGCUGAAAUUGAACGUGAAGGUUGGACGGCAAAAAGACAACCUGGAUGAGCAGGAGCGAUUGCGAAGGCUAGAAGCCCAGCGGCUGUUGGAAAGAUCCAAGGGCGAGGAGAGUAAACUCAUGCAGUCUGAAUGGAGCGAGGCCCUGCUGGCCAAGAGUAAGCGUCGAAGGAUCAAAGAAGAGCAGGAUCAAACCCCACAAGGUAGCCUUGCGACAGAGCCUAGCCAGGAACCAGACCAUCAAUCUGUAAGCGUUCGGAUUUUGGAAGCUGCGGAUCAAAAGAAUUGGCCUGAGCGGUGGAAGAAUCUCCCGAACUUUAAGGACAGGACAGAGGUGGAUACUGUCCUGCACGAAAAAUGGAAGAAUUCCACGAUGACAGGGCUUCAUGUCGAGCCAAGAAAGCCAGCUUCCCUCACAUUGGACGGGAACAUUGAGGUGAAGCAAGAAGAGACCGGCCAGAAGGCCGGCCGGUAUCUGAAGCAGGAGCCACAAAACUCUUCGGCAACAUCACCAGUCCCAGUUCCGGCGCUAGGACAGCGACGAAAGCCAAUCAGCGAGGUGCAGAGGACACGCAACGAUUUAAAGGCGCUGCUUGCAGAAGACUAA
Molecule: messenger RNA, 2322 nt
Organism: Gamsiella multidivaricata
Lineage: Eukaryota; Fungi; Mortierellomycota; Mortierellomycetes; Mortierellales; Mortierellaceae
Exons: 8
Coding region: 1-2322 (773 amino acids)
Biological process (GO): mitotic G2 DNA damage checkpoint signaling; double-strand break repair via homologous recombination
Cellular component (GO): Mre11 complex
Molecular function (GO): damaged DNA binding
Source: RefSeq, a predicted model, not a curated record